CGUCUCUUUAUCAUCGCAGGCUCAUUUCCCUCAUUUAGAGUAUAUGUCAAACUUUUACGAACGUCGAUAUUUAUACUAUAUUUUGUAGCCCAUAAACGAUAAAGAAACUUGAGAUCCAAGUAUGUCAGCUCCCAAGAAAUAUGGCUUGAUAAUCAAAAAGAAAACAACGGCACCUAGUGUUAAGAAAGCAUCAAUAUUUGGAGGAGAUUCAAGCGAUGAAGAGGAAAACUCCAAAGGCAAAGUGACAGUCAACACCAGCCUGCUCCGAGAAGGAGAGAAAAAGAAGCAGAUGAAGCAGACCCAGAUUGAGAUACAGAAAGCUCUCCAGCAGGACCCGACAGUGUAUGAAUAUGAUAGCAUUUAUGAUGACAUGGAAGAGAAGACAAAACACGCAGCCCCUUUUCUAGUUCAAAAGGACAAAAAGCCCAAGUACAUUGAGCAGUUAUUGAAGUCAGCAGCUUACAGAAAACGUGAAGAAGAGCGCAGGGUUGAACGACAAGUGCAGAAGGAGCGAGAGGCUGAGGGUGGGGAAUUCCAAGACAAGGAGGAGUUUGUCACUUCAGUUUAUCGUCAAAAGAUGUUGGAGCGGGCCGAAGAGGAAGAGAGGAUCAAACAACAAGAUGCUAUUGAUGCCAUGAAUGACGUGACUAAACGGACUGACAUGAGCAUGUUUUAUCGCAACCUCCUGAACAAAAAUGUAUCCAUGGGCGGAUCAUUUGCUGCAGACAGUGAAAAAACUGACGUAACAGACACUCGCAAGAAAGACAAAGAAAAGACAAAGGAGUCUUGUGAUAAAACGACUGAAAGGCCCGAUUCUGAAGAGUUCCACCUACAUCACCCAAGAGACCAUGAUAGGAAAGAUACUGGUUCACAUCGACAGCAGCAUAGUGAAUCAAAAAGAGUUGAGACCUUUCCAGGUUCAUCUCGACAUGAACAUUCUGGUAGUAGAAAAAGGGAGCACAUGGAAUCUCAUCGUCAUUCUAAGCACUCCCAUGGUCAAGACAAGGAUCAGAGAAAGGAAAGAAUUGAGGAUGAGCGCAGAUCUAAAGAUGGACACCAUGAUCUCGGGCACGAGGAUAAAAAAAGUACAAAACGUAGUGAGAAAGAAAAGCCUCAAGGUAAUGCACCGUGUUUUGAAAAACAUGGAGAAGAACACAAACACAAAGCAAGUGGUGAUGACCCUUUAUUAAACCCUGAAGUAUCAACAACUUCUCAGCCCUCACAACCACAGCCAUACACGGAGGGUGAAAAAAUAGCAAAACAUGAAAAGUGUGAGCAGAAACGUGAAGAAAACAUGAGUAAGUUUGCCAAGAGGAGUAAUACCGAGACUGUCAUGUCUGCUAGGGAGAGGUAUCUACAGAGAAAAAAGGCACGGAAACAACAUGUACACCCCGUCACUGAAUCUGAUGAAGAUUAAGGUAACUAGGAAAAAUAGUACAUGCCCGUCAGCGGAUUCUUUAUUAUUAAUAACUCCAUCUUGAAAUAAUGAAACAAUGAAAAAAGGAAACAGUAUAGUCAGCCUUGGUCCAGCAAUACCCUAUUCUGGCAAUUGCAUCUUUUAAAUUGUAUAUCUAUAUGCAAUAAAGAUGUCUAAAUAAAAUUGAUUUUACCCAAUAAACUAUUGAAUAUUCGUACACUAA
This is a messenger RNA of Nematostella vectensis (starlet sea anemone), 1640 nucleotides long. Its product is annotated as nuclear speckle splicing regulatory protein 1. The transcript has 7 exons. Gene Ontology annotation, biological process: regulation of alternative mRNA splicing, via spliceosome. Bases 122 to 1417 code for a protein of 431 amino acids. NCBI's taxonomy places the organism in Eukaryota, Metazoa, Cnidaria, Anthozoa, Actiniaria, Edwardsiidae. The record is from RefSeq and is a predicted model, not a curated record.